Triticum dicoccoides is the source of this 1919-nucleotide messenger RNA. RefSeq lists its product as uncharacterized. NCBI's taxonomy places the organism in Eukaryota, Viridiplantae, Streptophyta, Magnoliopsida, Poales, Poaceae. The transcript is spliced from 4 exons. Bases 104 to 1018 code for a protein of 304 amino acids. The record is from RefSeq and is a predicted model, not a curated record.
CAGGAUACCAUCUCCUCCUGUAGAUGAUGCACGAGGAGAGUACUUGGUAUGCAAAUCACGAGCUGCGGUCGCCUGCUCCUGUCGAACUUCACCCACAGACUUCAUGGUCAGAUUGAGAUUACCUUGGACAACAUCCAGUCGCUCUACUUGCUCUUCGAAUUUCUGGUCAAGGCCAUCCAAUCGAUCUGCAAUCUCAUCGAUGCGCCCCAUCUUCUCCGUGACCAGAGUGAGCGCCUCGAGCUGUUUGAGGACCCGCUGCUCGAAGCUCUCCAUGGAGUCGAGGACCAGCGUCGUCUGUGCGUUCGCCUUGGGAGGAGCCGUUGCGCCCUGUGUCUACCGCCGCCGGAAUCAGCGAGUACAAGGGCAAGCCCGUUCCUCUACAACUGAUCCCUUCACCACCGUGCUGCGCCAACCGAGUAUCUCCGCCGGAAUUUUACACCCACCGGAAUGGCCGGUGGAAACCGCGGGACACGCUCGAUCCGCAGCCGAAUGCACACCGCCGCCACGAACUCGCCACCCGUGUCGCCGAAUCGAUGCGACCCACACCGCUGCCACGAACUCCGACGCCGACGAGGGAUUUUACGAGAGAGCCCAACCUCGUCGAAAUCGAAUCCGAUCCGCCGCCGAUCGCCCAUGCAGGCGCGCGUCGCUAUUCCCAGCCCUAUCUCCGCGCACCGCCACCCCCAGCCGGACCCGACCCAAUCACAUCGCCAUGGCAUGGUGUCUCCAUCUCCCGAUGACGGAGCAGCACCUUCCCGACGGCGCGCCUACCACCGCUGACAAGGAACUCUGCCCCAAGCCUCCUCCCCCCUCCUCACGUCCGGAUGGGCAAGAUCCAGCCAGCACUGAAGCCUAUCCCACCGGCGCAGCUCCCCAUCACCAUUGCGCUGCUCCUUCCUCGUGUGUCUCCACUUCCCCUUGCUGCUCGGAUUGGUGUGCCGCGGUGCCGCCACCCAGGUCAAUUUCAUUCCUUCAGCCCUGCAUCUCCUUGAUGGCUCGUUCGAUCACUUCUACAUAAUCAGUUCUUUGACAUGUGUGUUGCACGGUAGGUGUUUGCAGUAAUGCUUGAGCACAGCACCAGCCGCCGCCGCUGUCAUUGCGUCCCUGAACUGCCACGCGCCGCCUGCGGCCUCGCUUCUUCCCCUGUCUUCUGCCCGGGCGAACCCCUUUUUGUGCUCCCAGGCACAGCUGCAACCUCCUUCUCAGUCCAAAUUGAGCGCUGGUUGUCGUACAAGUUGAAUCCUAGCUACAGUCUUCGCCAAGGAAGCCAUCCUCCCUGUUCUAAACUACCAACAGCCUUUGCAAAUGUGUACAAAAUUCAAGCGGCCAAAUCCCGGCACACCUGAUAGUUCAAACUUACACCUGGCCUGCGACCAACUGCACCGCCUCUAUAAGCUCCUCGGGAAUGACUUGGUAGUAGCUGGGAUCCCCCGACAGCGGAAAAAUCCCGGCGCACCCAGCCGCCGCUCGUGAUCCCCGCUCCUUCAUCUCGACUUUGCCGGUGCCGUCAGUCCACAGGAGUAGGAGCGGCAUGCCCGGCAACAAACAAGACAGAAGUGGGGGCUCAGUUGCUGCUGUAAAUCGAACAAUUUGGAGGAGGAAUGCGUGAGAAACAAGUCUCCCAACGAUGGCAAGGGUACGACCGGCGACAACGAGUGGGUGGCAAGUGUACCACAGCGAGAAAUGAGACUGAGGUAUGAAGCAGAUGUGCGUGGUGAGUUCUCGUUUCAUAAGUUCAAGUGUUUUCCCCCUAUAAAGUUCAGAGAAAAAACAUUAUGUUGCUUAUUGCUCAGUUCGUGUGUAACCACUGGAGGAGUUCAAAAAAUCAGAACUCAUGCAGUUUCAUAAAAAUAUGGAUGGAAGACUGUUACUGUCGUCGGUACUCUGCUGGUAGAUGUUGUGUUAUUGCCAUCAGUACC